AUGUCUUCAAUUUAUAACCUCUUUAAAUCAUUUAGAAAGUAUGAAGGAAUAGACCCUGAAAAACUAAAAGAGCUCUUUCCAAAUAUUUCAAAUAAGUAAACUUAUAACAUAGAAGAAGUAUACACCAGACCUCUCUCUCCUCAAAAGUUAAAUAAGUAGACAUACUUAGAGAUUUUCAAUAGCACCAAAGAAGCUUAAAAGAAGCCUCUAAAUUUUAUUAAUUAUUCCAAUCAUAACUACAAUGUUGUAUCAAAUGAAGUUGUUCCUAAAACAAUCUACUCACAAUAUCAUACCAAAAGACUGGAUUAUGAAAGUUAGAUUCCUUUAUAUAGAGAUGCUAAGAGUGAGUUAGAUAAAAAACACAAUUUAGUAAUAGCAGAAAAAAUUUUAGAUUAUGGAAAAUUUGACAAAAUUGAGCAAGCUAGAAGACAAAUGAGGAUGAAUAUGAAAUCAUACAUUAUAAAAAACAUCAAAAAGACUAAAGAUAAAGCUAAUUAGAACUCCCUAAUGACGUCUUUGAAUGUUAGUUCCACCAGCAAAAAGUCAAAGAAAUUUACCUCGUUGCAAGACUCACCUAAGAAUUAAGAUAAAUAAAAAAACUUCAACGCUUAAAACUUUUACAAAUAUUUGCAGGAAAAUUAGCCUAAGUCUGUUAUUUAGCUUAAAUAAAAUACAAGUGAUUAUCUCUAAAACUCAGAGAGAAAUUUGAUAAGUAUCAGGCCAAAGGAAAUAAUUAAAAAUACUAUUUAGACACUUGAUCCAAGAAGAAAUUAUAGCAAUAAUAGAGAUACAAUUUCAGUAGUGGGAAAGUAGAAUUCAAUAAAGGAAAACGCAUAUUCAUAAGUGGAUGUUGAAAUUAAUUACGACGAUCCUAGAAGAAAUAUGCCUAAAUCAACGAGGCUGCAAAUUAAGAGAAGAAGUAAUUAAUCCUAGUAAUCAGGAAGUACACUUAACAGAAAGAAUUUAAAUUAACUAUCAAAGGAGGAUAUAGGGGUAAAUCUUAAAACUAAUUAAUAUACUUUAAGAGAUCUUUAGCCUUCAGAAAAUGGUCAAUCUUAAAUAAGUGAUUCUGCUUUUUCAAAAAGAUGGUAAAACUUAGAAAAUUUUGUAAAUAGAAAAAGAUCUCAAAAAGCAAAGGAUGAAAUAAUCAGUCAAGCCUAAGAAUAUUUAGAUAGGUCAAGAAAAGGUAGCUAGCAAGAUAUUUAAAGUAUUAAGUCUGAGCGAGCCAAGCAAAGAUAUAGAAGCUAGAUUAAUCCUAUAGAAACGAUAAGGGAUGAAAAUGAAUCUGAAAAUUCCCUAAACAGAGAUUUAUAAGAUCAGGAUUUAUACGAUGACAUAAUUAGUGAUAGAGAUCUUGAUCCUUACUCUGAUGAUGAGUAAGGCUAAAUUGAUGAUCACUAAUAGAGUAAGGACAGCUAUAGGAAAUUUGAUAAAUAAGAAUACGAUACAAGAGUUUAAGAACUCAAGGACAAGUUAAUCUACGAAUAGAAUAAGAGAGAAGAACUUGAGAGAAUGAUACUGAAACUCAAGGAAAAUAAAAAGCAGCCAAAUCUUUGA
Stylonychia lemnae is the source of this 1557-nucleotide messenger RNA. The record is from the annotation of a GenBank genome assembly. NCBI's taxonomy places the organism in Eukaryota, Ciliophora, Spirotrichea, Sporadotrichida, Oxytrichidae.